AUAGCAGAUUAUUCGGGCUGAGAAGAAACAGUUCAUUCCUGUCUAGCGUCAUUGCGCCCAUUGGCAUCGAUUAUAGGGGUGAUGUUCAGUCGGAGAGGGUGAAACGGAGCAACUUAAGAUGCACUUGUUCGGUCUGCAUUUCACAGUCAGAUGUGCUGAAGCAGUAAUACAAUGGAUUUAACUCUGAAUUUGACCAUGAGAGCUGCUGGGACAUCGACGAUGUUUGGAAUAAAACCGUUACAUUAGAGGAAAACGCGACGUCUGGCUGUUCUUGAGGGUCUCAGCUGAGCGGUUUGGAUUCAUUUUAUGAAUCAUGUGAUACUGUGAAUGCAACUGGAUCUGCUGUGAAGACAUCAGAAGAAUACUACUAAACUUGAAUGCUGAAAAUACAACACAAAUACAGACAAUCCCACCAACUGCGCCAAUUUCAUCUGUUUACUGUUUACUGCAUACUGGAUAUUAAGCUGAGAUGACUGGACCAGUGCAACUUUGUGUUGAAUUAUCCUCAGAGGACUAGAGGACUGACUCCAUGCUCACCAUCUCCAUGCUAUUGAGAGGAAUACAGACACAGGAGGAUGUCAACAGAGGCAGAACUUCAACCAGAUGUCAAACUCAGUGUGAAAAAGGAGUCCAGGAGAAGAGGUCAGGACUGUAGUGAACAGGCCCUGAUUCAGCGCUUCAGAGGGGAUGGCAUCAGUUACAAGGCCAAGCUGAUCGGGAUUGAUGAUGUGACGGCGGCGCGUGGAGACAAACUGUGCCAGGACUCCAUGAUGAAGCUGAAGGGAAUUGCUACCUCGGCACGGUCAAAAGGGAACCACAAACAGAGAAUUUUCUUUACAGUGUCCUUCGGUGGAAUCAAGAUUUAUGAUGAGAGAUCAGGGGUCUUACAACACCAGCACUCUGUGCACGAAAUCUCCUAUAUUGCCAAAGACACUAGGGACCAUCGCGCCUUUGGCUACGUGUGUGGAAAGAAAGGAAACCACAAAUUUGUGGCAAUCAAGACGAGCCAUUCGGCAGAGCCGGUUAUACUGAACCUUCGUGACCUGUUCACCUUGGUCUAUGACAUCAAACAGAGGGAGGAGUCACAGAAAAAGACUCAGAAGGACAAACACUGUGAGCCAGCCAUCUAUCAGAGCAUUCUGGAAGAUGAGAUUGAUGAUCCAGUGUAUCAGUACAUUGUGUUUGAAGCUGGACAUGAGCCCCUCCGUGGCCACCAAUCAGAAGAGAGCGUUUACCAGGUCCCCACAAGUCAGCAGAAAGAAGGAGCCUAUGACGUUCCAAAACGCCAUUGUAUGACUAAUAUAAACCAGUUUGAUCUCUUUGGUGACAUGGCCACCCCUCCAGACAUCCUGUCAAUGCCAGCGUCGCCUGCUAACACACUGGAUCCCGAGAGGAGACGACAUCAGCACCCCCCAGAAUUCUUCACCCAUUUCAGCCCACCAGCAGUGCCCUCAGGGUAUAUGACCAUGGGUGCUAUCCAGGCAGCUCACUGGGCUCAACAAUCCUUUGCUACCCAGGCUGCUCCAAUGGCCUUUGGAGUUCAGGCACCGUUGCAGGUGGCCCAGAUGCUUCCUGGAGGCCAGCCUGUGAUUUGGGGUCAGGCGAACCUCUUCCACUCUCCUACCACGGGGCAGCAGCAGUGGGCUUUUGUCCCAGCCCAGACGGUGGGCAUGGGAGCGCAUCCAAUUCCAGCCGCUGUGCUUCAGGGUCUUGUCCCCAUAGCGACCAUGCGGCCCCACUCCUGUGAGCCCCCUGAAACAUCCUCAACCAUUACGAGUCCUCAGCAUUUUGUUGCCUCUACUCUGCGGCGCAGUAGAUCUAAACAAGCCCUGAAUGAGGACACUCAGGAGGAGACGAUAGUAGUGCACAUGCACACAAGACGACCGGAAGCUGCAGCAGACCCUGUACAGCCCUCUAAGAAACAGGAAGUGGAGGAACUGGAUCUUUCACAGAUGAGUUUGACUCCAGGGUCGUCGAUAUCUCCAUCCACGACUGACUCUUGUGCUACUCCUGAGCCUAAACAGGAAACUACAUCCCUAGCAGCAGCCACCUCAAUUGAACCAUCACUGCUGGAGGCAGGAGACAGCUCAGGCCAAGUGACAGAAGAAGGAUCGGAGGUCUGUUCUCAAGCUCUCAGCUCUGAUGUGAUGCCAGCAGAUGCUCAGACGAACAUGCCAGACUCUUCACAGCCAGAUGUCUGAAGAGAAACAAUUGGAAGAGUUACUCUGGACAUGCAGGAGUCAACGCUGGACAAAAGUCACACUGAUGAACAUCAAAACAACCCUGUACUGAGAGCUCUGAGGAAUAUCUCACAAACUCUUCAAUUUAAUGACUGUGACAACCUGAAGGUCCAUUUUAUAACAUGACAGUCAGAUUAAUAGAUGUAGAUGGACUAACAGAGGACAAAAAUCUAUUUUUCAUUUUAAAUAAAUGAAGUGCACCUUUCGUUUGAGAUGGACUUUAAUAUUGGCUGUCUACCAGUAGCCGGCAACAAUCCAGACUACUUUAAAAGUGAAAUAUUUUUAUCUAAAACAAUACUAAUCUGUCACGAUACUGGAAAUUGGAUCAGAUCUAAGUGUAACUGUGAAUUUGAUGGACUGUAAGACUUAAGCAUCUUUUUCAAUGUCUGCAGAACUGCUUAAACAUUUGUAAUGCACAAAGUUUCUGCCAUCAGGUUUAGACCUGGAGUGAUUAAUCACUUUGACUGUGAAAGUUGCAUUAUAAAUACGGAGAAGCCAAAAACAUAGAUUAAAACAUUGAUGCUUUUGUUUUUUUUUUCACAGAAGGAAUUAAAUGUUGAUGUGUGUGGUUUUUUUUUUUUUUUUCAUCAAAACGAACAGAGACUUCCUGAAAAGGAAACCGAUUUCCUAACAUGGACCAUUUGCAUGGAUUUGGUCAAAAGUGACGAAGACAUGUUCUCUUUUGUUUUUAGUUUUUAUACAAUGAUAUAUAGUAUGAGUAUUAAAAGCAAACCAUUUUAAAAUUAUUUUUUUUUAGCUCUCUAUUAUGAUGCUGUUAAUAGUAUAUGUUUUUGAAUGACAAACUGUAUUUGUCUAUUGAAUUUUAAAGAGCUUUUUGUGCCAUGAGAUUUGCUUGUCUCAGUGUUGCAAGCUUAGUGUGAUUCAUGAGCAAUACUGUAUGCAUAUAUCUGUACCUCUUCAGGGUUCAUGUUUGUUUUACUGACAGACCUUUCCAUUCUGCAUUUGCCUCCUAUUUGAACACUGUUGGGUAGAAACAGACUAAAUGUAAUCUGGAUCCACUACUACUUAAUCGGAUUACAAAAAUCAGAUACUUAGAAUGCAUUACAUUUUAAAUACAUCCAUUUAGAUUACAGUUCAACAAAAAGUUAUUUUGUAUGUAUUACAUGAUUACAUAUUUGCAUAUCAGUCAACAACAAUAAAUACGUUUACUGAUAAAUUGUCAUUAUGUACUGAUUGUUAAUGAAAUAGAGUUGGAAGUGAACGGGGGCAAUCUGUAAAUGUUUAAAUACUUUCAAAAGUUUAGCCACAUGACGUAAACAAUAUGCAUGUCAACAUGAUUUUAUUGUGAUCAAAUCUGUUACUAACCUUUUCUAUGUAAAGUUAUAUCAAAUUUUACAACUUCAUCACCAUGACGUUGUCACACCAUAAACUCAACCCGGUAAAUGAUUAUUUAAACAACUUUAUAGCUCAAAUAAUUAAUACGUUUUAACAUAAGAAAUAAAGUACUUUUUUACUAUAAGUUUAAAAAUUCUGCCUUUAAAUCCUCCAAAAUUAGCUCCAUUCACUUCCAUUGUAAGUGCCUCACUGGAAGGUUGAUUUUUGAUUUUUUGAAAUAAAGGAGGGAUCUUAUUGUUAAAAUAGCACAAGAUUAUGUAUUAGAUCAAUGGCAGAUUAUAUCUAAAACAUUUUAUCUAAAAGAAUGUUACUAACUACAAUUUGAAUUUUGUAAUGGGUAAUUAGUACCAGAUUACAUUUCCGAAGUUAUCAACCCAACGCUUUUUGUGAGUCUGUCAAAGUAGAAGGUCCAUGCUUAGGGUUUCACUAUUGUGAUUGGAAAACAGUGCUGUAGUUCAACUGGUUCAAAUAACUGUCUGGAUAUUGUCUGCUUAGUUUGAAGUGUUUGGUUGACAGUCACAAUGAGUUUUGCCCAAUAUCCUCCAAAAUAACAUUUACUGACCUUACAUUGAACCAGCUCUUUGUUGUAUUAUUAGUCGCCUUCUCAAAUGACCCUCCUUUACCUAAUAUACAGUAUAUAUAUAUAUAUAUAUAUAUAUAUAUAUAUAUAAACAAAACAUUUGCAAGUUAAAGUGCCAUUUUAAUAAGUUAUGUCCUUCACUAUACUGAUCAGAUCUGCUAUUUAAAUUUUGCCUUAUACUGUCAGGAAAAAAUAAUAAUAUCAACAUCAUAUUUGGGAUAAAAAAAAAUAGUUAAACUAUCCAUUUAAUUUUCUUUAAAAAAACAUGACUGUAAGUGUUAUGUAGGCUACUUAUUCAGUUCGAUACAAAGAGGAAAAACUGAACUAACUGUGAUAAAGCUGUCAAGAUUGCAUCUUAGAUAGCAAAGCAAUUGAAAUAAAGCAAAUAAUGUAAAUUGUUAAUAUGUCAUGGGCUAGAUUCACUUAUAUUUAUGAUAGGCAUCUACAUGCUUUUG
Molecule: messenger RNA, 4631 nt
Organism: Xyrauchen texanus (razorback sucker)
Lineage: Eukaryota; Metazoa; Chordata; Actinopteri; Cypriniformes; Catostomidae
Product: disabled homolog 1-like
Exons: 15
Coding region: 576-2201 (541 amino acids)
Biological process (GO): ventral spinal cord development; lateral motor column neuron migration
Source: RefSeq, a predicted model, not a curated record